Molecule: messenger RNA, 1299 nt
Organism: Mangifera indica (mango)
Lineage: Eukaryota; Viridiplantae; Streptophyta; Magnoliopsida; Sapindales; Anacardiaceae
Product: chaperone protein dnaJ 6-like
Exons: 9
Coding region: 179-1054 (291 amino acids)
Source: RefSeq, a predicted model, not a curated record
CCUACCAUAAAGGGCACGCACCAGAUCAUCCCGGCGGGAAAAGAACCUGGAUGGCGGGAGUAAAACAGGAGCCAAAACAUUAGUAAUUAACAAAACUGAUUUCAAAAUCUAAUCUCCACUCAUUUCGCAUUGUUUCGGAAAGCUCUAAAAGCGAACUCGAAGUUGUUUGGAAACCAAAAUGGGGAAGGGAAAGGGAAAGGGAAAGGGAAAGAAAACUAGGGUUUCCCUUGAAGAAGAAGAAGAUGAAGAAGUAAAUCACGAGAAUCUGAAUGAAUCUUCGUCGAAUGAGAAGAACCUUUACGAGGUUCUUGGUGUUGAAAGGUCAGCAUCACAACAAGAAAUAAAGAAAGCGUAUUAUAAGUUGGCCUUGCGACUCCACCCUGAUAAAAAUCCUGGUGAUGAGGAAGCAAAGGAGAAAUUUCAGCAAUUGCAAAAGGUCAUAUCAAUUCUUGGUGAUGAGGAAAAACGGGCACUUUAUGAUCAGACUGGUUGUGUUGAUGAUGCUGAUCUUGCAGGGGAUGUUGUUCAAAAUUUGAAAGAAUAUUUUGGAGCUAUUUACAAAAAGGUCACUGAGGCUGAUAUUGAAGAGUUUGAAGCAAACCAUAGGGGAUCUGAUUCAGAAAAGAAAGAUUUGGUUGAUCUGUAUAAAAAGUACAAGGGGCAUAUGAACAGGCUCUUCUGUUCAAUGCUCUGUUCAGAUCCUAAACUUGAUUCACAUCGUUUCAAGGAUAUUCUUGAUGAGGCAAUAGGUGCAGGAGAACUGAAAGCUACUAAAGCUUACCAAAAGUGGGCAACAAAAGUAUCUGAAACUAGACCACCUACGAGUCCUUUGAAAAGAAAGGAGAAAUCAAACAAGCAAUCUGAAUCAGAUCUAUUGGCAAUUAUAUCUCGACGCCGAACUGAGAGGAAGGACCGGUUUGACUCCAUGUUCUCAUCAUUGGUGUCUAAGUAUGGUGGUGUUAGUGCAGGUUCAGAGCCCACUGAUGAAGAAUUCGAGGCUGCACAGAAGAAACUUGAGAGCCGUAGGGCCUCAAAAAAAUCAAAGCGGAAGUAACUUUAUUUCCAUGAAAGUUUGCUUCUGCUUUGCUUCAUGGAAUAUUUAAGGACUUGAUGUUCGGUCAUUGAUCUGAUUGAGAAGAAUUUCUGCGGUAAAUAGUCAAGUGAAGAAUUGGAACUAUAUAAGAUUAUGAAGGUUAUUAUAUUUGCAAGUUGUAAUGAUUAUCGAUAUGAGGACAAUGUAUGAGUUCCAUUGGGCUAUGAGGUUUUUGGCUGUGCCAUGGAGAUUUUGCUAUCUUUGAA